GGGCUGCACGGACGGACGGACGGACGGCGGCGCAGCGGAGCGCACGGCGGGCCUCUCGGGAUUAUGGCACUGCUCCAGGAUUCUGCAGGAGCAUGGCUGGCACUACUCUUGGCUGUGGCACUGGCCCCGAGGCCUGGCGUGGCAGUGCCCUGGCAGGAUUGCACGGGUGUGGAGUGCUCACCUCUGGAGAACUGCAUCGAAGAGGCGCUGGAGCCUGGCGCCUGCUGCGCCACGUGUGUGCGGCAGGGCUGUGCCUGCGAAGGCUACCAGUACUACGACUGCGUGCAGGGGGGCUUUGUGGAUGGCCGGGUGCCUGCUGGCCAGUCAUACUUUGUGGACUUUGGCAGUACUGAGUGCUCCUGUCCGCCAGGUGGCGGCAAGAUCAGCUGCCAGUUCAUGUUGUGCCCUGAGCUGCCACCUAACUGCAUCGAGGCUGUGGUGGUGGCUGACAGCUGCCCUCAGUGUGGCCAGGUGGGCUGUGUCCACACUGGCCGUAAAUAUGCCGCCGGCCACACCAUCCACCUUUCGCCCUGCCAGGCUUGCCACUGUCCUGAUGUUGGGGGUGAGCUCAUCUGCUACCAGCUCCCUGGUUGCCACGGGAACUUCUCAGAUGCUGAGGAGGGUGACCCAGAGCGGCAGUAUGAAGACCCCUACAGCUAUGACCAGGAGGUGGCCGAGGCCGAAGCUGCUGAGACCCUCAGGGGUGAGGCCCAGGCAGGUGUGGGGGGUCCUCCAGCCGCUCUGGGAGGUGGGAAUCAGCCUCCGUCUUCCAUCCGGGCAACUCAUGGGCCAGCAGCUCUCCCCAGGCCCACAGCAGCUGCUGCCCUGGGUCCUCCAGCCCCCGUGCAAGCUAAAGCCAGGAGAGUCACGGAGGACGUUGAAGAGGAAGGCGAGGAUGUGGCGGAGGAGCCGAUGGUAACUGAGCAGCCGGCAACAAGUGGUCCCACGGGGCUGGACAGGCCACCCACCACAGCCCCAGCCAGACUUGGCCUACCUAUCCUGGAAAAGGAAGCUGAAGCCAAGGCAGGGCCUGAGGAGAACCUUAUUCCUGAAGCCCAGGCCACAGCUCGAAGCAUGGGACAGGAGGGUGCUAUACCCCUGCCCAGGUCAGGCCCUGUGGGUUUCAUCCCACUGAGGACCACAGCUAGCUCUCCCGAGGACCCUGUUGAGUCCAGCAGCAGCCCCACACUAUCCAUGCCGCUGUUUGACGAAGCCCAGGCCUCCCCCACCUCAGAGCUGUCUGAGGAGAAGCCUGAGCACCCACAGGUGAUGCCCCGCUCCCGAGCCGAAGAGGACACGGACCCCAACUCUGUGCAUUCUAUUCCCAGAGGCAGCCCUGAAGGCUCUACCAAGGACCUGAUCGAGUCCUGCUGUGCAGCUGGCCAGCAAUGGGCCAUUGACAACGAUGAGUGCGUGGAGAUUCCUGAGAGCGGCGCCGAGGGAGAUGUGUGCAGGACGGCCCAGAGGCACUGCUGCGUGUCCUACCUGAAGGAGAAGAGCUGUGUGGCUGGUGUCAUGGGGGCCAAGGAGGGUGAGACCUGUGGGACCGAAGACAAUGAUACAUGUGGCGUCUCCCUGUACAAGCAAUGCUGUGACUGCUGUGGUCUGGGACUCCGUGUGCGCGCUGAGGGCCAAUCGUGUGAGUCCAACCCCAACCUGGGCUACCCCUGCAACCAUGUCAUGCUCUCCUGCUGUGAGGAUGAAGAUCCCCUCAUGGUGCCUGAGGUCCGUCGGCCACCAGAGACCGAGGCUUCCCCGCGCAGAGUUUCAGAGGCAGAGAUGGCGAGUCGGGAGGCCCUGUCGUUGGGCACGGAGGCCGAGCUGCCUAAUAGCUUGCCGGGAGAUGACCAGGACGAGUGUCUGCUGCUCCCCGGGGAGCUAUGCCAGCACCUGUGCAUCAACACCGUGGGCUCCUACCGCUGUGCCUGCUUUCCGGGCUUUGUGCUGCAGGAUGAUGGCCGCACCUGCCGUGCAGAUGGAGGUGCCCCGCUGCCGGGUGCUUCACGGGAGCCUUCACAGAGGUCGGAGUCUGUCCAGCAGCCCCCCAACACCAUCCCAUUGCCUGUGCCACAGCCCAACACCUGCAAAGACAAUGGACCCUGCAGACAAGUGUGCCGCAUCGUCGGGGGCGCAGCGAUGUGCUCCUGCUUCCCUGGCUACGCCAUCAUGGCGGACGGUGUGUCCUGUGAGGACCAAGACGAGUGUCUGAUGGGCACUCACGAUUGUAGCCGGCGACAGUUCUGUGUGAACACCCUGGGAUCCUUCUACUGUGUCAACCACACAGUGCUCUGUGCCGAGGGCUUUAUCCUCAAUGCACACAGGAAGUGUGUGGACAUUAAUGAGUGUGUGACGGACCUGCACACGUGCAGCCGGGGAGAGCACUGUGUGAACACGCUGGGCUCCUUCCGCUGCUACAAGGCGCUCACGUGUGAACCUGGCUACAUCCUCACAGACGGGGAAUGCACAGACGUCGAUGAGUGUGAGAUGGGCACACACAACUGCCAGCCAGGCUUCUUGUGCCAGAACACCAAGGGCUCCUUCUACUGCCAGGCUCGGCAGCGUUGCAUGGAUGGCUUCCUGCAGGACCCCGAGGGCAACUGUGUGGACAUCAACGAGUGUGCCUCGUUGCCAGAGCCCUGCCGCCGGGGCUUCAGCUGCAUUAACACGGUGGGCUCCUAUACCUGCCAGAAGGACCCGCUGAUCUGUGGACGUGGCUACCAUGCCAACGAGGAUGGCACUGUGUGUGUGGAUGUGAACGAGUGUGAGACAGGAGUGCACCGCUGUGGUGAAGGACAGGUGUGCCACAACCUUCCGGGCUCCUACCGCUGUGACUGCAAGGUCGGCUUUCAGCGGGAUGCUUUCGGCAGGACCUGCAUCGAUGUGAACGAGUGCUGGGCCUCUCCAGGCCGCCUGUGCCAGCACACGUGUGAAAACACGCUCGGCUCCUACCGAUGCUCCUGUGCUGCUGGUUUCCUGCUGGCUGCUGAUGGCAAGCACUGUGAAGAUGUGAAUGAAUGUGAGGCCCAGCGCUGCAGCCAGGAAUGCGCCAACAUCUAUGGCUCCUACCAGUGCUACUGCCGCCAGGGCUACCAGCUGGCAGAGGAUGGGCACACAUGCACAGAUAUUGAUGAGUGCGCACAGGGCGCGGGCAUCCUCUGCACCUUUCGCUGUGUCAAUGUGCCGGGGAGCUACCAGUGUGCGUGUCCGGAGCAGGGCUACACCAUGAUGGCCAAUGGCAGGUCUUGCAAAGACCUGGAUGAGUGCGCGCUGGGCACCCACAACUGCUCUGAGGCAGAGACCUGCCACAACAUCCAGGGAGGCUUCCGCUGCCUGCGCUUCGAGUGCCCUCCCAACUAUGUCCGCGUCUCCGAAAUGAAAUGCGAGCGCACCACAUGCCAGGACAUCGCUGAGUGUCAGAACUCACCAGCACGCAUCACGCACUACCAGCUCAACUUCCAGACAGGCCUGCUGGUGCCCGCGCACAUCUUCCGCAUCGGCCCUGCGCCCGCCUUCACGGGGGACACCAUCUCCCUGACCAUCACCAAGGGCAACGAGGAGGGUUACUUCAUCACGCGCAGGCUCAACGCCUACACGGGCGUCGUGUCCCUUCAGCGGUCGGUGCUGGAGCCACGGGACUUCGCCCUGGACGUGGAGAUGAAGCUCUGGAGACAGGGCUCCGUCACCACCUUCCUGGCCAAGAUGCACAUUUUCUUCACCACCUUUGCCCCCUGAGGGGCUUUGUGCAGGUGGCACCCAAUGCCCAUGGCCACUGUGGGGCUUUCCCCUGCAACUCUGUAACUUAAUUACUGACUCAGUGGGUCUUGAGUCUCUGCCUUCCCCUCUGCCCCAGGAUGGAGGGAGGUGUGUCCCACACAGGCACUGGGUGGAGGUCAAAGUCACCCGGGGCCCUGGAGGUGGAGGGCAGAGGUUGGAUGAAGCCCUGCAGGCUGGAAACAGCCACCAUGUUGGGGCUGCUGGGCUCAACUGGAUCACAAAUCCCCAAAGCUGACAUUCCGUCUCCUGCUCCACUGGGAUUAGUUCUUCACAUAAAAAAAGUCAUUUUAAUUUUUCUUUGUUUAAUUCUAAGAGUAGUACAUAUACAUUGUUUAAAAAAAAGACAAUUUUUUUCAAAUAACACAAAAGGGCUAUUCAGUAAAAAAGUCAAAUGCC
Molecule: messenger RNA, 4170 nt
Organism: Jaculus jaculus (lesser Egyptian jerboa)
Lineage: Eukaryota; Metazoa; Chordata; Mammalia; Rodentia; Dipodidae
Gene: Fbln2
Product: fibulin 2
Exons: 18
Coding region: 64-3732 (1222 amino acids)
Biological process (GO): positive regulation of cell-substrate adhesion
Cellular component (GO): extracellular region; extracellular matrix
Molecular function (GO): extracellular matrix binding; calcium ion binding
Source: RefSeq, a predicted model, not a curated record